CUACGAGGUGACCACCGGAGAUCAGUGGUAGUGACAUGAGCGAAGCAUGAGUGAAGCCCUUCCUGUCACGAUUUUUCGUUAAUUUACUCAGUGGUAUUAUGAAAAUGUAAAAAACUUGGAGUAGGGCCUACUCUUGCUUCUACUCGCGAAACUCAAACAUGACUGAAAAUGUGUACAUUUUCGAAACCGUCGACAAAGACUUUUUUAUGUCAGAGGUCUAUCCACAGAGGAAGCCUGCAGUCCUCCGAGGGAUAGACAUUGGGGACUGCACAUCCAGAUGGACAGAAGGCUACCUUUGUGAGAAGGUUGGAUCCCAGGAGGUCAAAGUUCAUGUCAGUCCAACCGCAAAGAUGGACUUCAUCAGCAAAAAUUAUGCCUACAGGACAUUGCCGUUUGACAUCUUUGUGAGACGAGCAGCUGAACAUACGCAUGAUGAAUUCUUCUUCAAACCAGAUGAGAAGUAUUACUUCCGUGCACUUGGAGGUGAUCCCAGAAAGGAACCUGCAGAUCUAACCAAGCAGUUUCCAACCCUGGCGGCUGAUGUGGCCAUUCCUCGGUACUUCAAGGAAGGCGCGUUCUUCUCCAGCGUCCUACGGCUAGGAUCUGCUGGAGUGCAACUCUGGACACACUAUGAUAUCAUGGACAACCUCUUGAUACAGAUUAGUGGUCAUAAGCGGGUGGUUCUCUUCAGACCUUCAGAUGCAACUCAUUUGUAUCUCACAGGUGAUAAAUCAGCUGUCUUAGACAUUGACAAUCCUGACCUGGUCAGGUACCCUGCCUUCAGGCAUGCAAGGCCUAUUGAGUGCCAUCUACAACCUGGUGAUGUGCUGUUUAUUCCAGCUUUGUGGUUUCACAAUGUGCAGUCGUUAGACUUCAGUGUUGCCGUAAAUGUCUUCUUCCGACAUUUGGAUGCCAGUUGCUAUGACAACAAAGAUCCCUAUGGCAACAAAGAUCCACAGGCGGCAGCGAGAGCCCUUCAGAUCCUAAACCGAGCAGUGAAGUGCCUGGAAGAGUUGCCGGAGGAGUACAGGGACUUCUACGGUCGGAGGAUGAUCAAUGAAAUUGAGGCCAAGACUUUCCUGAAUUCCUGACAUCAAUCAAGGCCGAAACCGAGCACCUGUGUAUUUUUAAAUGUCAUCAGUAACACACUUUUGUUCCUCCUAAGUUCUGAUGGAGUAAGUGUGCCACCUUUUCUGUCACCACAGCUAUGUGAUUUCAGAAACUUAUAGAUUCGACUAGAACUGAUUUGCAUUCUUGAGUAGGAUGAACAGUGGAACGUAAAGUUUGCAACCCUGGACAAGAAUGCUUACCAUUGCUUGCAUCUGCCAACCCUGAUGUGUCAUUGGAAUCUGUAAUGGUUGUGCUGGGGAUAUUUUUGUCCAAACCGAUCAGUUAAAGUCUUUAUCAUUGCAUUUUUAUUAGGAUUGAGUGAAACGAGGUAAAUGAGCACAGGAGUCAUGGGUAAUACUACUCUGUGAAGUACUCCCACCAUCUUGUAAGGAAAGUGGCACUCACCCAUAUACCCAGAGGUACCAUGGCCAAGGGCAGAGGGACAUAGGACUCCAACAUCAUGAUGUCUCAGCUUGAAAGGAUGGAUAUUCAAGCACCAGUGUACAAUAGUGCUCACAGAGAAAGAAAUCCAUAUAGUCACAUUGCGUUUCUGCCCUCAGAUAGAACCACCUUGAGUAUAGUACUCGAGUGCUUACUAACAAACCGGGCACGUCUUAAACCAUUCCGUGGCCAAAUUUCAUACAGUAUCAUGUUUAUAUAACCUUAGCUUAGUCAGUCAAGAGAACAUUUGAUAAAUGUGGAAAGGGUGUGGGCUUCAGGUACAGGUGUCCUUUUCAUCCGUGACCAAGAGAAAGGCUGUAUGGAUUGAGUGAUUUGGCUAUGCAAUACUGACUGCAUCUGGAAAUAACACGGGUGCCCCAGGAAGCCACAAGCUGAGGCUUGUGACUUCAGUCACUUUCCAUACGUACAUGUAGGUGCAAGGGUGUCUCCUAGCCGCAGCCAUUUGCUUUGAAUAGAGAAUCUCAGAAUAGCAAUGCAGUGCCUGGAAAUAGUCUACACAGUGCUGCUUGUACAUUUAUAGUAGGCAAACUUAGGACCAGUAUACAUGUACAUGUACACCAUCAAGUGGAUGGAGUGAAAAUAUCAGUCAGUAGUGAAGUGGCCCCUUGGUGUAACACUGGUGUGUUCAGGGAAGCUAAUCGAACGCACCCUAUAUAAUAAUGCACCCGCAAGAGACCAGCUGGACCGUACACCCUGUGUAAUGCUACACGGAGACGGUCUGCCCGCACCUAGCAUAUAGCAGCAUACACAACGCCCUAUCCAGUUUGUGAGUGACUUCGUCCCAAAGGCGGACGCGCCACGAUUCCCAAGCGCAGAAGUUGCGCGUUAACUUCCGGUUCCAUGGUUCUGCAUAAACGGCGAUCAAUGCAUGUAACCCCAUGUGCAGUGCACGUGUGCAGUGGGCGUGGUUUAAACUGAAGUGAAGUCACACUUACGUACCGGAUACAGCUUCGCUGAACUAGCAGAAUCCCUAACAAAGAGCAAGCUCCGCCCACUUACGCGCUUGUUUGAUCACGCGCAAACCAAAGAGCUUUCUACCUACACACAGCGCUAUGCUCCACCCAUCCUGUUUACGUCACAGGACAUGCACACACUACUACACUUGUGUAGUCCUCAUUACUAUACACAACAAAAGUUACAAAAGUUCCUACUCUUUCCGCUAGAAUAAUAAUUAUUUAUUGUAAUUGAUUUGAUAAAGAAAGUGCGCAGAACUGCGUAGAAUCCCAGGUGGGUCUUUCUUCUUUUUUCCCCCUUAUUUUCAUAUUGCUUUCGGCAUAAGUCUGCCAAAACCUAACCUUCUAUUCCUGGGCAAAGCAGCACUCAGGGGAUACAGAUAUUACUGUGGUUUAAGGCUAGGCCAUUUGAAAGUAGUUUGACUACACCACUUUCUGGCAUGCCCAAUAUGUCCAUAUCCAGAGUGCAGCGAAUGCUUGCUACUUCGUAAGAUUUUUAGUUUUAUUUGAAUCAUUUUUAUUUACACAAAAAGGUAUUUUAUGAGAUCUCAUCAUGCCUAAAUGAUACUUUUCAAUUUUCCUCUAGGAGUUCCAUUAGGAUUUUGUCAAGUAAUUCCCUAGAAAUACCCAAAAUACCCGAAUUAGAUCUAUCUUGACCUCAAUAAAGCAAGCAGGGAAGACCCUCUUUGAA
Acanthaster planci (crown-of-thorns starfish) is the source of this 3216-nucleotide messenger RNA. RefSeq names its product tRNA-yW synthesizing protein 5 (gene tyw5). NCBI's taxonomy places the organism in Eukaryota, Metazoa, Echinodermata, Asteroidea, Valvatida, Acanthasteridae. Gene Ontology annotation, molecular function: tRNA binding. Gene Ontology annotation, biological process: wybutosine biosynthetic process. The record is from RefSeq and is a predicted model, not a curated record.